Spirometra erinaceieuropaei is the source of this 16069-nucleotide messenger RNA. NCBI's taxonomy places the organism in Eukaryota, Metazoa, Platyhelminthes, Cestoda, Diphyllobothriidea, Diphyllobothriidae. The record is from the annotation of a GenBank genome assembly.
AUGUUUGGGAAAUCAAGGCCUUCUCUCGCACCCUUUGAGGCUCAAGCAAGCGAAAAGUAUGUUAUAUUCCUUCACACCAAUUUACAUGCAGUUAAUAAUCAUUUCUUGUCCAAUUUUCUGCACUUUUUUGUGAUUAUAACCCCUCUUUUCGUCAACUCAGUUAGUGCACAAGUGUCCUUAAAUGAUUUUGUUCUAGGCGUUGCAUGUUGGGUUUCCUGAUCAGACUUAAGUUAGACAUCUAUGUCUGAACUCAUUGCUAGCAAUGGACGCUUCAGUCGCCCCUCUUGACAGUUAAGUAUUUGUUAAAAUUGUCAAUUAUUAGAACAAGAAGAACUUCUUGACUGAAACUGCAUUCCACCUACGGGAAGAACGAGAAGCGCUUAUGCUCCUCGUCCUGAAGUGUGGCCUGUCAUUCCCCAGGUUGUCUGUUCGUGGGCGACUAACUUUUCGCACCACAACCUUUUGCAUCAUCUGCUCAUUUAGUUGCAUUUGUAGGGGCAUUCGCAACGUUUGGCCGUGGACACUCAGGCCGUCCUAUGACUAAGGGGGAAUUAUGUUAAGCAAUCGCAACGCAAGUAUGAUAAAAUGUCGUAAUUUCAUCUACUUAAUACCCAACGUCUUCGAUUGCCCAAUCGAGGAAGCUGUACCCGUCCUAAUUCUUGUUCAGAAACCUUUUCGGACAUUCAUUUAGUCUCGCAUAACGGAUGUUGCGCACCCUCUCUGCAACUUGUGCAGACAAAUUGACUUUUCAACUGAUACUUAUUUUAAGUCUGGUCGUCUUGUGGUAUGCCAACGUCGUUUAUCAUAUCCGCUUUAGCUCCUUGGGAUAAUCAAUAUAGCCUAUUUAUUGAACUUUUGGACGCUUUUGUGUGGAUCGGACCCGGUCGAUCGUCAAUUUUAGAUAAAAUUGGUUUUCCAUGGAACACGUGUGCUCCCAUUCACUGUCGAGUUUAUACGCAUUUGGCAACGGUUUUUAAUCAUGUAUCAUAUUUUUGUUUCCUUGUUCAGACAGCACACGCCUCAGCUGCAUCCAUUUCAUCACUAGAUUGAAAUGUAUAACUUACGGAAGUUCUCGCUGAGACGAAGUUAAAUAUAUUGUGCUGUACUUCGUAUUUUGAAGUGCUAAGGCGUACAGCCUUUUAAUAACUUGGUGGACAUUUUUUUCCUAACCGUACUUCUAUUCAACAUAGUUUUGACUGUGUACCUCCUGUUUUUGCUUUGCGCUCUUGCCAUUCUCUAUCACGCGGUUGUGAAUUAACUGAAAAUGGUCACUCAUUUCGUACUUCCAACUAAUUAUUAUAUCUUAUGCAGGACUCAAUUUUAUUCUUUUAUUUUUUUUAGUUCUCGUUGGGUUUUGUUUGGCUACCUCUUAAACCAACUAAAUUUACCUAGCACUUGAAGAGCUCUAUUAGCGAUAGCAGCCUGAAACUCGAAUCUAAUCAGGACUACAUUCGAACGCUCUAUUUCUUAGUUUGUACCGUUCUCUGCGUGUAUAAUUUCCAAAACCUAACUAGUUUUCCCAGCACUCAUACUUGGCUCGUUUUGAAAGCUACCCCGACCACUAUCAACCUUUUUAAAUACGGAACUAUGUUUGGUUGCAGUGCAUAACGUUCGUUGCGUUGUUUCCGUUCUUUGUAUGAGUUAACCUUGUAAACAGUCGCCAUCGCGAUGCUUUUGCGUUUGAGCCUAGAUCUUUGUAUUGUGGGGUGACUUCGCAGUACUAUCUUGCCGUUCGUUUUGCAGUUGUUUGCCAUAUGUUCUCAUCUUAGUCAAAUUCGUUUAAUUACCGUUACGCGCAAAUAAGUACGACCCGCAGCGUGUAUAGUGCAUAUUGGGCUUCUACUUGCUGUGAAUUACCGUCCAGAAUAAGUCUCACUUCUCGCCAUGAGUAUUUCCCAUUGCGCGUAAAAAAAUUCGACCGUGAACGACGCAUUGACCCCUUAAUUGCCGACACCUACCUACAUGUACCGCCAUACAUGAGAGUAGUACUUCGAUCCAGAAGAAUGGUCCUUUCUUCCGUAGACUUCCCGCUGCCAUGUAACGCGCGAAUCAAAAUCCCACUUACAUAUCUCGGUCUUUUGUAUCUGAAUAAUUUUCACAGAGGCGCGCGCAUGUGUAGAAGGCGGGAUUGCUGCAACAUAAUCAGAGUUAUAAACAAAAGCCCUAUGGUAUUUUCACUUUCGGCCAUAGGCAUGGGUCGGCAAAUAAUCUGGUUGGUGCACCUGCCCCAAAACUGGCAGAAGGAUGUCUCUCGACAAAUCUUUAUGGUCGCUCUCGUGAUUUGUAAGUUUGGUUCCUCCUCCGAAACGUAAUCUUCAGACGGCCCUUUGCUUUUAUGCCGCACUUGUUCUCCAGUUACCGCACUGACUCAAUCCUCGUCACCUUUGGUAAGCAAUCGUAAUAUAACAUUCGUCCUGUUUUUAGAGCAGCCUAUCCGUCUGGUGACUUGCUGCAAAACGUAUGCGUUAUAGCAAACCUAAUUAAGUAGUCGCAUAUUCCGAUCAUAACAUUAGGAGUUUUUCCUCUUUCGCUGCAAAGUAGGCUCAAUUCAAAGCCGGAAGAGCUGUUGGAACAUGCUUUUCACGGGCUAUCGAUUAAGACGACAUUGCAUAUCUGUGUUCGUCUAUAAGUCGUUGACAAUCGUGGAGAUCGCUGGAGUCUCUUCACACUUAUGUGCGGCUCUGACCUAUAUGGCAGCGGUUGAGGCCUUAUCGGAUGAGGGAUAGCAAUAAAGAUGAGAUUUUUUCAUGGUUGACGCGCUUAUAAGCUUGGUGUCCAGCCAUGCCUUGUGCCUUAUCGCCGCAUUAUGCGCUACUGCCCAUACGUCGGGCCUUAGACCCUGUUUAUUUUACAGUCUUCUUUCGCUGGGGAGUAUCCACCGCCCGUGAAAAAGUAAGGUUGUCCACAGUUUGAUUUAUAGGUGGGUCCCGCCCCCACGGGGUCCCUGUUUUUCCAGGAUUUUGAUUUGGGCAUUAGGACUGAUACUUUUUCUCGAAGUGUUUGGUAGGUGUUUUGCACGAAGUCAACGACGUAUUUCGGCAAGAGAAGGCGAAUACUGCCCGCUUAGACUUAUUGUUAUCGUCGACCAGUUCGAAAGGACCGGAGUCAGUUGUUUACUGACUUAACCAAAGACAACAAUAAAUACUGAGUUCAGUUCGAUGUUAGACUAGAGAUUAGAGCAUGCUUUACAGACGACGCCAGAUAGGUAAAAGCUUCCAUCUCUGUCUCCCGCUUUCUUUCCAACCAUUCAAGGCCUUUGGACUGUUGAUUACUGAUAGCUACACUACAAAGUUAUGUUCGUACGUGAUAAUUCUAACCAAUUUUGCAGAGUCAACCGAGGGUCCCUAUUUGGUCUGAGAAUUUUAUAUCGUCUGUUCUAUCUACACGACGAUGCGUUUCCAGAUUGUCAGGUCUCUUGAACUCCGCAACCAUUCGAAAAAUGGAUAUGGCCAAAUGACUUUUAUAAAGAGGGGAUCUAGGAGUUAAUUUUGAGAUAAACAACUGUGGUAUCUAAUGACAGAAGUGAUACAACUACCGUACUAAAAUGUUUCCGGGAAAGCUUUUUUAAACUAACGUCUACGUGCCUAUGCGCCCAGUAAGAUGCACUUUUUGUAUCCACUGAGAUCUGCGAGCCUGGGUUUACAACAGUGACACAGCAAACUGUUGGUAACAUUUUCAAGAUGAAUAAGGAAUUUGCUCUAAUCAGUGUUACUUGUCCUUGGUAAGCCUAACCGGUCGUCCAAAGUUCAUUUUCAGAUGUGGGUUGAUAGACAGCCGUUAUGUGCGAUUCCUGCACCUGGUGGAUUCGUGGGUGAAUGUGUUCAUCCCUUCCCUCCGGUGCUUUCAUUUAAAGUUCGGGAAUCAUUGCAGACGGCAAAUGGAGCCUUAUUGGAUGGUGGCAGCACCCACCACGACUGAAGGGGAAAAAAUGAGUUCCAGGUGUGUGCAUAAGUGAAUGAGAAGGGUAUUCGAGCACCCGAACAUUUUGUUUAUUGUUCUGAGCUUUUAACCUCGUGCAGGAGUCCAUCGUCAGAGAUAGUAGCAGCAACAGAACAAACGACAGUUAUAGGGCGUUCUAGAGCCCUACGCAGUCACCUCUAGUCUUGCGCCAUCGGUCGAUGAUUGGCUUACACGCCGUAUAACUGUCGCUUGUUCUGUUGCUGCUACCACGAGUUCGAAAGCUCAGAACAAAAUAUACUAACACCAGUUUUUGUGAUCCUUUUAUAAGUAAUCGGCUUGUCGAAUCUGCGCCCGGCCACGACUGAAGAUUUUGUCGCCGAAUUAUCUACGACUGCGUAUACGUCAUAUACGGGAAUCUGCUUACUUCACAGUUGGUUUUUACUGGAGGUCGUUUUGUUACUCGCCCUGAGUUAAGCUAACUGAAGACCCUUCUUCCCUGGCUGUUUUUCGUCCCGAUAAUUUGGCCUGUUUUCAGGACGCUGCGGCGGUUAUGUAACCACGAGCAACCCGUAAUCGAUACAUUGGUUUGUUGUUGUAGAUGGCAUUCGAUGGGGGCUAAGUGCACUUCAGAUUAGGUGCUAGCACUACACCAGACAGCAACCUAACUACCGCGGCCUUCGUCGAUAACACUGCACUUGUGGACAUUGACCAUGCAAUGCUUAAUCAUGUAUGCGAUAACCACCGAUGGAUUAUCUUCGCAUGCACCUCGUCUGGGCGGACUUAUACCGAUCGAUUCUAUGACAGAGGGUGAUGAGUGAUUGUUUAAGAAUUUUAAAAAUUCUUCUCAUGAAAGAAAUUCGGCUAAGAUCUGGAUCGCGACGGCCACAACAUUCAGCGUGGUGGCCGAUUUUUAUCACUUCCCACCUGCCAUUAGCAGUGGUUCUGUGUUAAUUCCUCACCUCGGCUACGCCUUCAUCUGCAGGAAGCAAGCCCUUCCCACACCGCUAUCACUUCCUUAACAUCUCACCUCGCUAAUUAUCAUAGUGAUAAUUAUAAUAGUAGGAAGAAGCACGUUAUUUCGAGGUAAGUGUUUGGAUUUUUUUGGCACAAAAGUCGCGAAAAGCAGGUAGUAGAUUAAAAACAUGCCAUUGUUACGGGGGCAAGUCAGAUCUUGUGCUAUUUUCGAAUUCCUUCCCCUAUUGGAAUUCCUGCUGGAAAAGGAAUAUUCUAACUCUCUUAUUGUUUGUUUCUUUGUUACCUGUCUUCAGGCCGUCAUAGUAAUUUAAUCUUGACCUUGUACUUUCGCUGCGCGCCCGUCGAAGGGACAGUUCUGGCUGGAAGACCUCAAAACUGUCACCUGGGAGCAACAACUUGUUCUUAUUUUAUGCAGCUUUCAUCUGCCAUUGAUUAAGUGUUAUGAGGAUAAUAGUGAUGAUGUAUGCGCAAAUAAGCAAAAGGUCCUUCGAUGUGGCAGUUCGACUGUCGUUUCCGACGAGGUUCACUGUGUGCUCGACAACAGGGACGGUGACUUGCCUGUGAGUUAGUUUAACUUGACAGUAAUCUUGCCAAGCAUCUACCUCACUCUCUCCUCCGGUUGAACUCAGUGUCAAGACAGAGUCAAGAAGACCGGAGGCGGAAGGUGGCGCAGAUGGCUGGCACGACGAUGACCGGCAAGUUGGCAUACCACCACACCUGUUUCCGUACGUACACGGACCAGGAUUUUACACAAGAGGAGAGGGGGGGGGGGGUAGGGACGGCUAGGACCCUGCGAAGUGGAAGUGCUAUAGAGGCCACAUUAAGAAGGCGCCAUUGCACCCUGACUCUCAGUUUAUUAAUCCGCCACUCCACAUAAACACACAUUGAACCGACUGGGAGGUCCGAGUUAUCCCAUCAGUUGGCAGCCUUCUAAGCCACGGUUUUUAGCGCAUCGUGAUAGAUUUGGACGCUUCAGAUUUCUUAUAGUGAGGAGUAUGCACGGGGACCACCGACCUCACUCUUACCACCUCUAGACACCAAUCGACUGUCCGAGCCUCUCAACCAACUUAUGCUAAGAUCGAGAGAAGUAUAAGUGAAGAAGAAGAGUCGAGCACCGGAACACUUCGUUUAUUGUCCUGAGCUUUAAGACUCGUACAGGAGUUCAUCGUCAGAGGUAGUGGCAGAAACAGGAGAAGCGCAGUUAUAGGGCACAUAGGCCUGUACGAGUCUGAAAGCUCAGGACAACAAACGAAGUGUUCCGGUGCUUGACUCUUCUUCUUCACCUAUGCAUACACCUAGAACUCGAAAAUUCGCCUUCAAUCGAGAGGAGUGUCUAAGAGAGCUGAGAACAGCUCGUCUGCGCACGCCUCUUGCACGACUUGGCCCCCACACGCACUCGCCGGGAUUCCACACAGGAGUAGACUGUUCAGAUCACACACAAAGUGGUAGACCGCUCGGGUUUCAUGCGCAGCAGCGGGGCCAGAUGGAGUAAGAGCCAAAAAGCACACUUUCCACUUGCAUGAAUUGCCGCUGGUGUGGGAUGUCUGGCCAUUGUGUUGAUAAGAAACGUAUGGUGAUGUGGUUUUGUCUGUGGUGACCUACCGCGGGUUUUCUUGGAUGCGCAUGUAACCGGAGAGACCCACGCGGUGGCGGAGUGUGCGGAGGCAGUGCUGGCAGUUGAGGCGAUGGCAUCUGGCGUGCCAGCCACUGAUUCGCUAGUCUCUGCGCUAUGGACUCCCAACUGGCCCACCAGGUCGAUGUGUGAGAUGAGCUUGUGGUGACAGUGUGCGUCCUCCCUCGUCUCCGGUCUUCUUGAUUUUGCCUUGACACCGGGCUCAGGUGGGGGAGGAGGAGAGAGUGCGGUAGAUGCGGCGCAAGUCCACACUCACUAUAAGCCAAGUCACGUGCAAGUCCCCGUGCCUGCUUCACCUGUCUGUGAAACACACGAUGGACAUCGUGGGCAACAACUGUCAGUUGGUGGAUGUUGGUCCGGCUGUUGUUGUGGUGCUCCUAGUGGUGGGCCCGCUAGUCGAUGGGGAGUUGAUGGGGUUGGAAAUGGGAGGGUGGAUGGAUGUGCAAGGCGCAUUAACUGUAUCAAUGCUGCGGUGAACUCCGCUGUUGUGGAUGCGCAUGUAAUCGACUAGGCCCAUGCGGUGCGCGACUGUGCAUAGGCAGUGUGGACGGUGAAGGCGGAUGCGGCGAGUGUAUGUGGGAGUUCCUGGCACUGGUGCGCCGGUCGCAGCGCGAUGAAUUCGAAAGUGACCGACCAGGCCGAUGCCUGAGAUGACUGUGUGAUCACAAUGGAGACAGGUUAUGAUCGAGUCCACAUCGCUGGAGGUGGGACGGAUAUGAUGAUGGUGAGGUUUGACGGGCCGUCGAGAGCGUUUUGAUCCGCGGCGGCGGAGCACGGGGAUGCUGAUCGUCGGUGGUGAGAACGGCCGUUGUAGUGAACGCCCUGGGGGUCGGAGAGACAGCAGUUUGGAUUGUCGGGCUGAUGCAUUAAGUCCCGAGACGUCCGACGAGGCCGAUUUACACACAGGAUGUUUGUUGACAGCGCAGGCAUCCUGGAAAGGUUUGGGUCAGAGGCGCCCGAUACCUGCGAGCUUCCCGUUUGGCUUUGAAGAGGCAAUCCGGUUGACUUCAUCGGUUGCGGCUCUAGUCUUCACUGCUUCUCUUCAGGCGGGCCGGCCGGUCCAGGUUCGGGUUGAUAUGCAGCCGUUUCAAGGAAUUCGUCGAGGUGUCCUUGUAGCGGCGGGUUAAACGUCGUCGGCGAGCACCCAUGGCCACAGGUCUGUAAAAUAGUUGUUUUGGUAGGCGCUGGUCGUCAACCCUCACGUGGUGGCCGCUCCAUCGGCUUGAAUCCUUCGAUGUGCGUACAUACUGUAUGGCCUAUUUUGAACCCAUAUUUGCAUGAAGUGUCCAAGACGGGUAAUCCCCGGCUGCACUAUCAGUCGGAGUAGAGGACCGGCUGCGGGGGGGGGGCGUUUCUUCCACUCUGUGACGCACGGUUUGAUUAGAAGAAGGAGGCUGUCUGUGCUGUGGCACGUCCUCGCGGCGGCUGGCUGCUGGUUCGGUCACUUUGUCUGAAUCUUAAGUUUUCACAGCCUUAUAUUGUCUUCUUGACACAAUGGGGCAAAGGGGACGGAGGGAGAGAGAAGUAAAUCCAGCCAUUAAAUCCAUAGUUCUAUCCGUGACGUAGACGCCGGUUAGUCUUGUCGUCAACACCAUCCAGUUCUCAUCCCCAGCACAUCCCUUAGGUGUCGACUGUCACGACAUUUAUGGGCAAGAACAGAGGUACAUGAGCUGUCCCUGUUUUGGUAUAUUUGCCCUAAUCAGCCAUUGAUAUCAUGCUGAAAAUGUGCAAUAUCUGUGUGCUGUCACUGCCAGUUGACCGUUUGUGAAUACUACGCGGUUAUCUCACCGAAACAGGUGGAUUCCGCCUCAGCUUUUUAUGUCAACUUCCGGACUGAGCCAAUAAAGCUUAAGCCCGACCGAUUUGCUCCGCGUUGAUUUCUGAGGAUACAAAUAAGCCGCAAUUUCAAGACUGCAGUAUCUACCAGAAAGCGCACGGGAGACGCUGGGGUACGCGCGGAGCGGCUGAAGCCCUCGCAGCUGUGUCAUGCAGCGGUAUAGUAUCGGCGAAACAUGCGUGUCUGGGCUUUUGGCUAGUACCUCUGCUGUCAGUACGGUAGGCCAUGCAACGUGUGAAGACCAAUUAUCGUUGCAAACUCAAAGGUCUCUCUAAUUCUAUCCAUUUUGUUUUUUUAGACUCGCCCUUUACGUCUACGAGUACCUCGUAUAUUCGGGUGCACAGAAGGCAGCACAAACUUUUCUGCAGGAAGUACGUCCACCACCAUUAGAGUGCUUCUUUUGUUACCUUGUCCUCAUUAGCUGUUCGUAGCUUCCCCUGUCGUUUAUUCAGAAAGGUCACCUAAAUUGGAGAUGCAGAAGUAAAUAAGGGUAAAUUUGAGAGAGUCGGCAUCUCCGAUUUGGUUGGUCAUGCUGUAACGUCAUGGGAAAGUGUAAAAGGCCUUGUUAAUUUUACGGUAAAGGCUUGCGUAGGGCGCUCUGCAUCGACUUUGAAGCUGCUUUGUAAUGGAAUACUUUAAACAUUUGUUUUUGGUAAGACACAGUCUGAUUUUAAAACUUCAAAACCAUACUUCAUUUGCGUCUUUGGUCUCUUCAUUUCAAUCCCCCUUUCCCGCCGGUUUCUUUCCAUUUCGUUCUCCCCUGAUUUUUUUUAUAUUUUUUCUUUCUUGAAUCUCAGUAUCGUCACUCAGACUAACUACACGGAGGACUAAAACGUCUCUUUUUCAGUCCUUUUAUUCUGUUCCACGACUUGCUGCCUCUCCACAACUGAUGUACCGAUUUUCUUGUUGACUGCAGAAUUUUGUCAGAGUGGCAUUCCUAAUCAUUGCUGGUCUUACUAGAUAAUGUCCAACGUCAGCAGUAGUCGCACUGUGCCUUCCUAGAGGCGAGUUUCCUACAUUGUCGUGGCCACGCUCUUUAACACAACAGAGCCCACGUUUCGGCAAAAUCCCUGGCUUCCAAACCCUGCCUUGACCACCGCAACUGCUAUAUUCCGUACAGGGAAACUUGGACUCUCUCAUUGUGUUCUAUGGCAUGUUUGUCUAUAAGCUAUUUUCGUAAACAGGUGUCUAACCUAAUUGAUUCUUUAUAUCCGAAAUUCUUGUAGAUACAAUGGGAGAAAAAUAUUUUGCUCACUGACCGGCCCGGUUUCCUGUUCUCUUGGUGGAGGUGGGUUCAUAUUUCGCCUGAUUUAUUGGUCUUGCCAGUGCCAUUAAAAUAGACCCGCCUUAAGUUAGCCGAACACACAGUGAGUGACCUAUUUCAUGAAGUGUUCGCCGAACUCCUGAAAUGUGUUUCCGACUAGAAUGGAUUACUUAGGUGGGGUUGUAAUAUUAAUUAUCACGCGACUUAGUCGCAUAAUAUUUAGGACUCGCCAGAAUGUUGACUUUUAAAUGCACCUCUUUUCGACCUCCUGUUAAUACGACACUCGGAAAAAAUGACUGUUUCACACAUUGGUUUUCGACGCUCUUAUGAAUUCAAAUGUAUUUUAUAGAAAAAAUGCAUGAUAAUAUCCUUUCUUCUACUCAUUCGGCAGCAGGUCAUAUCUUCUUCGCACUUUUUAAGAAAGGAUAUAUUUGUGUUUUGAAGAGUUUCCUGAUUUCCGAAUAAUUUUAGCUAGAUCAGCCGUUGCACUAUCGUUUAGCGUUUUCAGUCUGCAAGCUGUAUACUUUCUGCGUGGAGAAAAUCAUAUAUUCAUCCAUGCCUUUGAGAAGAUACCACGUAGAGUUCAUAAUAUUCUGAGUUUAUAAAAUUUUGCAGUGGUUGCGGACUAUGUUGUAUACUUCAUAAGCAGCAUGAAUAAACGGACAGGUACGAUGCCUCAUGAAUGGGCUUUGCAACCUCAAAAACCACAUAAUUAGAAACGUUUUAAAGAACGAAUGAUAAUUUCUCCGAGUAUGAAUUAUGGAGAAAACGUGGUUUGCCACCAAAUGAGUAAAAAAAGCGUGUUUUCUAUAAACUAUAUCUAAAUUUAUAAGAUCAUCGAAAACCAACGUAAAAAUAGUCGUUUUCUACCGGGUGUGGUUUAUACAGGAGGUCGAGAAGAAGUGCAUUCAAAAGCCAACAUCCUGGUGAGUCCGAAAUAUUACGGGAUAAUUAAUAUUACAACGCCACCUAAGUAUACCUUCCUAAUCGAAAACGCAUUUCAGAGUUCAGGCUAACAUUUCAUCAGUUCGGUCACUGACCGUAUGUGCCCUGGCUAACCGUCUUAGUUGCCUUCGUACUCUCCGUAGAUUAGUUUGGGUGCUUUUGACGUUCCUUUACAUGCGUUGAGUUCUGUUGUGACCAUGUGUGUCGAUUUUUCGUCAGCUUUGCCAGUCCGUGGCGGUAUCGGUUUUUUGCAUUCUUCUGAAGUUACUCCAUCCGGCGUGGACCCUUGAUGCACGUGUAAGCGAUGGUUGCGCCGAUAAAAAUCGAUACUUUGCCGACUCUUCGGUCCUUCUCGCCGCCUGUUCGAUUUAGUCGGACACGUGUCACGCCGUUGUCAGUGCGCCGCAUCCAAGUUUAUUGUGCACCCCUGGCGCCGUCGAGGCUGACCAAAAUCGCCUUUAACUGAGUUAGCCAAAACGGGUCAGCCUAAGGUUCGCCUUUAUUGUUAUCGGGUCAGAAAUUGCUCUUCAACCGCGCUGAACCUCGACAACUCCUAACGGAAGCGUUGGCAACGGCCCCACUGUCUUAUUAAAACACAAAUAAGUCUGGACUCCCCGUACAGUGGUUACGUGGGGUUGUUUAGUAGAGGGAUGGAUUUCUGUAGCCUCUUAAUUCGAAUGGGGGUUUCUCAGUCUGCCCCACUGACAGGCCGGUUUAAGGCCGCAGAAGUGUUCCAGAUAGCGGACAACGUACUCGCUGUCGUAAUGGGACUAUGGCCUGCGACCUUUCUAUGGGUGACCGAUAUUACCAAAUCGAUGCCCGGACAUGCCUGAAGGUAGCACCGCUGCAUGCUACGCGACUUCUUACUCAUCAGGCCUGAGAGCCUGACUGCAUUGCGGGUAGCCUUCUCUAAGCGCUUCAGCCCCACAAUCUAUCACUUGUUAAGGCUCUGCGUAGUCUUCACCAAGUCAAACAUGGCUAUUCCUGUCCCCAUUAUCUUAUGGGAACAUUUUAUGUUCAGUAUCAUGCAAGAAAAGACUAACAUUACCAACGUAAACCAGACGAUUCAGGCCCUUUUGGUCGUGUUAGAUCAACAACAAGUUUCGUAUCGCACUUCGUCUCACAGCGGCAACUCCCGUUGGCGCUCAUCGAUUCUAUCCCGUUUCCCAUUGUUAUUGCAUUUUCCUUAAUUUCGUACAGGUUGGUUGGCCAUGAUACUACUUAAUAACAGCCACAUCGUUAAAGCCCCAAAAGUGUGUCACGUCCUAGUGAGCAUACGCUGAUGACCAAAAGAUGCCUCUUCCCCGCAGACGUACGGUUGAGAACAUUGUUAAUUUACGCUUACCUAUCGCCCAUUCUACAGCAUCCAUAGAUUAAUUGGGUAAACAUUAUUGCCGUUACUUUUUCAGUUGGACUAAGGAAACGAGAGCGCCCCUACUUAACAUGAACCCAGAAAAUGAAGAUGAUAAAUCACUGUGUUUUGCUCUAAGGACUGUAGAACUAGUCAUUCAUCCGAGACUUGCCAACUCGAUGGUCCAUAACAUGGGAUAUUUAUAGUAUGAACUCUCUGUGACACGCUCCGAGUAGUCUUACUAAUUCGUUUCGUAACAGCUGCUUCUCCACUGCCGAUGAGACGUUUGUGAGGCUGGAAAAAGCAGAAAGUGGUUCAAAUUCUACAACCAUGCGACCUAGACCUGCUUAGUAGGAUUGUACUCCGGGGGUAAACUUGUCAAAAACGCGAUUGUAUGUUAACAUCUGGUGUCAAUGCUUCUACAGUGUCCCUGAGCAGGUCGGUUAUUGCCCUGGCGGGUGAACUUUACGUCUCCACAUACGAUUAACCCGUCGCUGUGCGCUUUUUGUCUAGCACCUAGCCCCACAGCCAGUUUUUCUGUACUUCACCCCACGCAAUGGCGCACAAUAUAUCUGAAGCUAUUUCACGCAAUCGUGUCCACCCGCACUCCUCAGUCCUUGUGCGUAUGCCCGAUAACGCCUAGCCGCUUUUCACGAUCGAUCAGCCCUGGAUUGGCAACUUCGUGUCUGCCAACACCCUAACUGACACUCAUUGCAGAAUAAGGGUAUUUCAGAAUAUGAGGACUAUGCGGGCAUUGUAUUUUGUCUCCGUGGGGAUGUUUCGUUACUUCAGUUUUGCACUUAGAGGAUAGGGAUCCUUCCUGGCCGGUAUUGUUUGAUCCAAAAAAGUGGGUGUGUCGACUUCGGUGUUGCUGAUCGACUAGUUCUAGCGACAAAAGCAUUUGGGGAACGGGAAUGGAUAUUGUGGAUUUUUUGCCGUUGUUAGCCAGCCUUACCCAGCCGGAGGCCGGGAAGACCUGUGGUUCGAAUCUGGAGCCAGUUGGUCCGCGCGCUUCACGUUCUAACACCCGGAUUACGAACUCAUGCUUUGUAUGUGCAAUUAAAAAUAUUGCGAGCCACGUCUGAGUGGGGUUCACAAGUUUGGCCCGCUUGUAGGGUGGAACAGGGACUUCCUACUAUGUCUUCGAGCUUCUGUCAGAACUGCCACCGUGACCGUUUCACGGGGUCAGCAUCUAUAGUUACUAAGAACUACGAAUGAAGGCGAAAUUUCGAGUUCCAGGUGUAUACAUAUUUGAAGAAGAAGAAGAAUCGAGCACCGGAACAAUUCGUUUAUUAUCCUGAGCUUUCAGACUCGUACAGGAGUCCAUCGUCAGAGGUAGUGGCAGAAACAGGACAAGCGGCAGUUAUAAGGCACGUAGACCCAAUCAUCGACCGACGUCGAACGACUGGAGGUGACUACGAAGGGCUCUGUACGCCGGCGCCAGAUCGAUAAAUCGAUUGACCGAGUUCUCAUCCGAGGCCCAGGCUUCAAUCAAUUCUCGGCCUGUUUUGUUUCCGGCGUGGGCGACUAUUUUGGUGGCUGCGAAGUCAAACUCGUGACCCAUUUCGUAGGUGUGGGCAGCCACUUGUGACAAUGCGUCGCCUCGCCGCACAGCCAGCUUAUGUUCAUGUAUGCGCGAUCCGAGCAUGCGUCCAGUCUGCCCUGUGUAAUUACAAGGACAAUUUUGACACGGAAUGCGAUACACUACUCCAGAUUGCUCUUCAGGUUUUAACCGGUCUUUGAUCUUCAUGACCCUGUUGCGCAUGGUGGCUUUGGGGCGGUGUGCGAUUCCAACCCCUAGCUCCGCAGCAAUGCGCUCGGUCGCUUCUGAAACACCCUUGAUGUAUGGCAGAGCAUGCCAUAUCGUCGGUGGCGUUGAUGUUUGAGUUCUCUGGUGGCGACCGCGUAGGCAGCGACUUAUGAAUGCCCUCGGAUAGCCAUUUUGCACAAACUGGUCGCGGAGAUAACGGGCCUCACGCGCUCUGUCUUCCAGUUUGCUGCAAUGAGUUUGGAUCCGUUUGAAGAGCGUCUUCACACAGCUUCGUUUGUGAGCCACCGGAUGGUUGCUGUGAAAACUGAGAAGCUGUGUGGUGUUCGUUGCCUUCCUAUAAACCGUCGUUUCAAGUUCACCGUUAAGGUUUCGUCUGACGAGCACAUCCAGGAAGGGCAACUGCUGCUCCUGUUCUUCUUCUCUCGUGAAUUUUAUAUCCGGGAAGACUGCGUUGAGCAGGCUGUGAAAAUGUUGCAGCAUGUCCUUCUUUACGAUGGACGAUGGACUCCUGUACGAGUCUGAAAGCUCAGGAUAAUAAACGAAUUGUUCCGGUGCUCGAUUCUUCUUCUUCUUACUAAGAACUGUUGUGAGCCCAAGUAUGUCGUUGGAUCACCCAGUAAUUAUGAUUUCUUUGGUCUGACAGCACAUCCCCUACUUGCACGACACAUUUAUCCCCUCUACUCCCAGACUGUAUGUUACGAAAGUCGCAUGUCGUCAGGUCAAAAACUUCCCAUUGCGCGUAAACUUGUUUGGACUCUGAAGUUUGCUUCUCACCGCUAGCGGUCGGGUGACACAUCUCAGAUAAAUUCACCCUUUAAGUCGACCGAAUGCAAAUGUUACUUGCCUAUGCCGAUCUACUGAUGCACUUCGGGAAUCUUUCCCAAAUUUGCACUAGAAGCAACCUCCCUCUUGUUUGCAUUAUCAGCGAUAUCUCAAUGUGCAGUACGCUAUUAGGGCAACAGUAAAGGGAAUCGAAUGCAUACUGGCUUUGACCAGUAGACUGUUCAUCCUUCCCAACGUCUGCUGAUAGAUUGGAAGGAUCAUUUUUGACCAAUUUGUGACUUUCAAUCGGGGCUAGGCGGGAAGGCCUCGAAAGUGGGCUUCGUACCCACUUGAGCCCUGUCGGAAAUAUUUGAAGUCACUAAGGCGUGGUAUUCACCGAUCUGGCCUUUCAUUCGGAGUUUCAUUUCAAAACAGGAAGCUCGUGCUCGGUCAUGUAAUCACGCCGAAUUUGUGAACGUCUUCACGUGACUGUUUAUCCUCCUAGCCACGACCUCUAACAUGUUAUGAUAAGUUCAUUUGCGCGUGAAUGGGAUUAAGGUGAGGAAGGGCGGGGUGUUGUCAUCCUCCUUCCCUCACCUCCUCCUCUUCCUUCCACACCCCUCCCCCGGGUUCGACUCGGUUGGAGUGGCGAGACUGUGAAAGUAGACUGAACAUUUUAUUUGGGUCGGUGGCCGACGGAGAAUCUUCCCCUACCUCAGCUACAACGCUUUUGGUGGCUCUUUGAUCAAAGUGAAAGGAACUGCGUAAAGUUGGCUAUUUAUGCCUCUAACAUUGUAGUAGUCCCCGCGCAUUUCUGAUGCCCGAGUGGUCUUCGUUUUGGUGUCUGAGAUCGGCGCCAGCAGCUUUGGAGGAAAGGUUAGAGUCAACGCGGUGGCCUCUAUAAGAAAACUGGGUAAGAUUUGGUUUGGUUAAAGGUUAAGGUUAAGGAUUAGCGCAACUAUUUCUCAACCAUUCAAAGUACAACCGCGCAUCCCCAGUGGCUUUUCUUUUGCAUACAACUACUUGACCUCGCCGCCUGUGCGUUCCCCGGCUCCACCUAUAAAAACCCCUAUUACCACCGGUCCCGUAUUAGAGGUGACUGGGGUUUGUUUACUUCAGGUGGGGCUACAUAACCGCAUCCGACCGAAAACUGUCCACAAGGGUCAGAACCUGUAUCAGGAAGGAAUGCUUGGGUGCUAGACCGGGGAUUCAAGGUGGAACGGAAACCGUCUCUCCUGUUACACAAUUAGGAUACAUCGAUGAACACCACCCAUUUGGCUUUGGCUAUCCUCUGUCGCGUCGAACAGAGUGGAAGCCCGUGGCGCGAUGGCAAAUAGGCCAGCAGUGGUCUUUUUGAUUUCCUUUGUCGACAAUAAUUUUUGGCUAGUCGAGCAUGCACCUCUUGAAACAUCUGACUUUUUUAUUCUUCCUGCAGUGUCUUUUGGGACUUGUAUUGCGCGGCGCCCGAACGUCGCGAGGUCUGGAAGCAUUCCAACGAAGCCCGUGCUUUCUAUGAUUAUGUAAGCAGCCUCUUAUUUAAAACUGCACGUUUCCUGAGUUGUUCGUCUUUUUGUGGUGCCGCCUACAGCGCUUUCUGUGAAGCUCAACUUCACUUAUGUCCCCUGAUAUGA